AGGAACUGAAGCUCCUGUCUGAUUGUUGUUCAGAGCCUCCAGAAAGUGUGAAGAUGUUCGCCGUGCACUUACUGUCCUUUUACUUCACCAAGCUGCAGGAAGAUCAAAUCAAAAAGGUCGAUCGUUUCCUGUAUAAACUGCGUCUGUCGGAUGAGCAGCUCUCGGACGUCGCGGCUCGUUUCCUGGUCGAGAUGGAAAAAGGUCUUUCAAACGAGAGCAACGCCGCAGCUACCGUCAAAAUGCUGCCCACACACGUCCGGUCCACGCCCGACGGUUCAGAGAAGGGCGAGUUCCUGGCCCUAGAUCUCGGAGGUUCCAGGUUUAAAGUGCUUCAGGUGAAGGUGUCUGAGAACGGGAAGAGGAACGUGCACAUGGAGAGCGAGACCUUCCCGGUUCCUGAUGAGGUUCUCAACGGGAGAGGAACUGAUCUCUUCGAUCACGUGGCCGAGUCUUUAAAAUCCUUCAUGCAGAAGAACAACAUCAACCAGAAGAGAAGAGCUCUGGGCUUCACCUUCUCCUUCCCCUGUCUCCAGUCUAAACUGGACGAGGGUGUGUUGAUUUCUUGGUCGAAGAACUACAAGGCGAGAGGCGUCCAGGGUGCCGACGUGGUGCAGCUGCUGAGGAAAGCCGUCAGAAAAGUCCAGGGGCUUGACGUGGACGUCCUUGCCCUCGUCAAUGACACCGUGGGGACCAUGAUGACCUGUGGAUACGACGACCACCACUGUGAAGUUGGAGUCAUCAUAGGUACGGGCACUAACGCCUGCUACAUGGAGGAGCUGAGGCACAUCGACCUGGUGGAAGGAGACGAGGGACGGAUGUGCAUCAACACCGAGUGGGGGGCGUUCGGGGACGACGGGGCGCUCGAUGAUUUCAUUACAAGCUUCGAUCGAGAAAUCGAUGCAGCCUCCAGCAAUCCUGGAAAACAGCUGUUUGAGAAGAUGGUCAGUGGGAUGUACAUGGGCGAGCUGGUGAGGCUCAUCCUGCUGAAGAUGGCUAAACGUGGUCUGCUGUUCCACGGCGGCGUCUCAGACGCUCUCCGUACCAAAGGAAGCUUUCAGACCAAACACGUCUGCAUGAUAGAAGAGUACAGAGACGGGCUCAGUAACACCCGGGAGAUUCUCUCUGGUCUGGGUCUCAGUCCCUCUGAGGAGGACUGCAUCGCCGUCCAACACGUCUGCACCAUCGUGUCCUUCAGGUCCGCCAACCUGUGUGCUGCCACCCUGGCCGCCAUCCUGACCCGCAUCCGGAACAACAAGAAGCUGAAAACGCUGAGGACGACCGUGGGAGUGGACGGGACCGUCUACAGAACUCAUCCCCAGUACGCUAAGAGGCUCCAUAAGGUGGUGCGCCGCCUGGUGCCCGAGUGCAGCGUCCGCUUCGUGCUGUCGGAGAGCGGGAGCGGGAAAGGUGCUGCCAUGGUAACGGCGGUCGCCCAGCGGCUGGCGUCGCAGCGUAAGGAAAUUGACGACACGCUAGCAGAGUUCACGCUCAGCUCCGCCCAGCUCCAUCAGGUGAAGCAGAAGAUGCGGGUGGAGCUGGAACGCGGUCUGAAGAAGGACCUUCAUUCCUCCGCCUCCGUCAAAAUGCUGCCCGCCUACGUGUACAGGACUCCAGACGGCACAGAGAGAGGUAAAUUCCUGGCCCUGGAUCUGGGUGGAACCAACUUCCGGGUUUUGGUGGUGAAGAUCCAGAGUGGAAUCCGUAAAUCCGUCCGUAUGUACAACAAGAUCUACGCUAUUCCACUGGAGAUCAUGCAGGGUACAGGAGAGGAGCUCUUCGAUCACAUCGUUCAGUGUAUCUCAGACUUCCUGGACUACAUGGGAAUGAAGAACACUCGUCUGCCGCUGGGAUUCACCUUCUCCUUCCCCUGCAGACAGACCGGAAUCGAUAAGGGAAGUUUAGUAAACUGGACUAAAGGCUUUAAAGCUACAGACUGUGAGGGACACGACGUGGUGGACAUGCUGAGAGAGGCCAUCAAGAGACGAAACGAAUUUGAUCUUGAUAUAGUUGCUGUGGUGAAUGAUACGGUCGGUACCAUGAUGACCUGCGCUUAUGAAGAUCCCAAAUGUGAAAUCGGACUCAUUGCUGGAACUGGCAGUAACGUGUGCUACAUGGAAGAGGUGAAGAACAUUGAAACGGUGGACGGGGACCAAGGACAGAUGUGUGUGAACACUGAGUGGGGAGGUUUUGGGGACAACGACAACAUCGAGGACAUCCGGACCUGGUUUGAUCGGGAGGUCGAUAAAGGAUCCCUGAAUGUAGGAAAACAAAGGUUUGAGAAGAUGACCAGUGGUAUGUACCUGGGAGAAAUCGUCCGUCAGAUCCUCAUUCAUCUCACCCGCCGGGGUCUUCUGUUCCGCGGUCACAUCACAGAGUGUCUGAAGACCAAAGGAAUCUUCGAAACCAAGUUCCUCUCACAGAUUGAAAGUGACCGCUUGGCUCUGCUGCAAGUCAGGUCCAUCCUGCAGCACUUGGGUCUGGACAGCACGUGUGAUGACAGCAUCAUCGUUAAGGAAGUGUGCGGCGUGGUGUCGCGCCGGGCCGCUCAGAUCUGCGGAGCCGGAAUGGCCGCCGUGGUGGACAAGAUCCGGGAGAACAGGGGCCUUGAUCACCUGGAGAUCACGGUGGGGGUGGACGGCACGCUCUACAAACUCCAUCCACACUUCUCCAGGAUCCUGAAGGAGACGGUGAAGGAACUCGCCCCCAAGUGUGACGUGGAUUUUAUUUUAUCUGAGGACGGCAGCGGUAAAGGAGCGGCGCUAAUCACGGCUGUGGCGCGUCAGUACUGUAAAGGGGCGUAAAGACGCUUCAAUCAAGGACUCACUCCAUCAAGAUUUACGACAGGAUGUAGUAAAACUGAUUUCAUCACCUGACACGAUGAAGCUAAAAAUAUUAUUUUAUUCAGUUCAGUUUUUAUUUAUGAGUGAAUAUUAAAUAUAAAUGAGGGUUUUUACACGUUUAUGGACGCGAGUGCUGCGUUUGGACCUGAUAACGUCCUGAUGUUUGAUUCAGGAGAACCUGGAGAACAGAUCACACCGUGUGUUCUGACCCUGAACACAGGAACCGACUGAUAUGAUUCAUAUUUAUUUAUUAUUUUUUAAAUUUCCCUCCUAAUCUAGUCAGACCCGAUUCCCAGAUGAUAUUUCUCCUCUACUGCUGCAGACCUCCACCUCCCUCCGACACGUGUGCAGCACUGACCGCUUCUUUUCACCUGCACCAGGCGGGUUCAUUAAUAGCGCUUUUCCACCAAAAGAACUCUGGUUCUGGUUCCUGAACCGGUUCUGUUCAGGUGUUUUGUAGAGAACCGGACGCGUUUUCACCAGUUUUUAGAAACCAAGCAUACGUCAUCAACGGUGGGCGUUACAUAGCGACAGUAAAGAGUAACAUGGUGGUGGAGCGUGUAGUAUAACUGUGGGGAUUUGUGCUGAUGUUACAGAUGUUUGCUUAUAUGUAAAAAGCAUGGAUCAGCUGUUGGUGAUAAGAAGACGUGACGUGUUUGUCUCAGUUAUUUUCUUUAGUUCAUUGACAUGAGAAGCACUUGUGAGCGCACCCAAACCUCGACACUGUGACACGCCCACAUGUGACGUCACGGUUCACGCUGAUGAACCCAGUACUCUGUGGUGCCAGAUUAGAACGCUGGUUCUCUGUCUGGAACCUUUUUUUUCAGUGGAAACAAAAUCAAAGUUCUUGAACCAGAACGGAGCCGGAGCCGCGUCGGUGGAAAAGGGGUAACAGAGAUCCGUAUCAUGCACAGAGAGUCUCAGUGCAGCACCUUUCACCUCAGUAAUGAGGAAUCCCUCAGACAAGCUGAAUUUAUAUAAAACCUCUCAUAAUAAUAAUAAUAAUAAUAAUGCAUUUAUUAAAGCAAUAAAAGAAUUAGUUUGCAGUAUGAUGAGGUGAUUAUUUGUAUGUGGAUCUGAAGGAAUUAAAACAUGAUGCUGAUGCUGAAUGUCUCUGUACUGGUUCCUGUUUGAGUUUAUUACUGGAUGACCCACUGGCUGAUCCCCCGGUGUAAGCCCUCCUCCUCCUCCUCUAACUCUUUGUGUGGUAUGACUGACCGGGUUUGCAUGACCAGGCAGAGUGAAUAGGUUGGAUCUAGGUACAAUGGAACGUUACAGAUUUAGACCAGCGAGGCGCUCGGCUCCAUCUCAGCAACGAGGACACCAGUGUGAGAACAAACCCAGUCUGGAUGUAAUGAUGCAGAAUAUUUUCAGUAGGUGAUUUUAGUUUAGUGGUUCUGGUUAGUGAUGGGAGUUUUCUUAAAGUGCGUCGUUCACCCAAAGACACGCAAAUAUGGACAUUUCAGAAGCUCCAACACACUGAUGUAAGUUAACAAUGAUUAACAAAGUAAAGCUGCAGCACCAGUGUUUUUUUUAUAUUAUUAGCAUUAACAUUGUUCAGAUACUGUAUCUACCUACCAUUUUUACCGAUUACAUUCGAACCACAAAUAAAACGUUUCAUUAAA
Messenger RNA from Trichomycterus rosablanca, 4465 nucleotides. RefSeq names its product hexokinase domain containing 1 (gene hkdc1). Gene Ontology annotation, biological process: glucose 6-phosphate metabolic process; carbohydrate phosphorylation; intracellular glucose homeostasis. The transcript has 18 exons. Bases 54 to 2801 code for a protein of 915 amino acids. The record is from RefSeq and is a predicted model, not a curated record. Gene Ontology annotation, cellular component: cytosol; mitochondrion. Gene Ontology annotation, molecular function: fructokinase activity; D-glucose binding; glucokinase activity. NCBI's taxonomy places the organism in Eukaryota, Metazoa, Chordata, Actinopteri, Siluriformes, Trichomycteridae.